AUGCAUUUGUGUAAAGUUUGUGUAAUUUCUGAAUCAAGACUUUCCUGGUUAAAUAAAGAAAAACCUCUUAAAAUCAAAAUUGUUGGGUCACAACUACCAAUAAACGUUCUUAUAUCACACAAUCCAAGUGUUUUAAGGUUAAAUUUAUCAAGACAAGUUAGAGAUCAUAUUAUAGUUAAUCGUAGGUCAGAUCAUCAUACAGCCAAUUCUAUUAAAUCAAAAUUAUUAAUGCCCUUUAAUGGAGCAGAAGAAAAUGAAUUAAAGGAAGCAUUAAAAAAUCAACGUCAAAUAUGUAAUAAUAAUAAACUUAGAUCUUACUUAAUGCAUGAUGAUCAAAGAUUAGGAGAAAAUUCAGAAGUUUUAAAACUAAAAGGAUAUAUUUUAUAUUAUCAACAACCUGAUCCUUUACAAUCUGAAGAGGAAAAACAAUUUUAUCAACUUACUUUAUCUAAUGAAUUCUGGCUAAGAAAUGGCAAAAAAUUUGGUCAAAAUUGUAUUGGAAUGGAUUCAAAACAUGAUUUAAAUAAUGAUAGGACUCCAGUAUUGGUAUUAGUUACUGAAAAUAACAGUGAUUCUGGAACACCACUUGCUUUUGGAGGAUUGGUAUUUUCGCCAAAAGAUAAUAUUUCUGAAUGUAAUUCAGAUCCUUUUAGACCACCAGAAUUGAAACAUAAAACUAAUAAAGGAGCAUCACCAAAAGCUGUGACAAAACUACAUAAACCAUCACGGAUUCUUCAAACCCUUCAAUCAAAUUCUCAAAAUGAAACCAAUCCUUUU
Messenger RNA from Funneliformis caledonium, 777 nucleotides. Lineage: Eukaryota; Fungi; Glomeromycota; Glomeromycetes; Glomerales; Glomeraceae. The record is from the annotation of a GenBank genome assembly.